GUGGAGUGCAAUGACAAGGCAGUGUAAAAGGUAGUCAUCAAGUGUCAGUUGGUUUAGUUUGUCGCCGCGGCGUACACGAGUGACAAUGGUGGCACAAAUCGUAUUAUUACUGCAAAUUUUGGCUUUCGUCAAUGCAGAUGAUGUUGUACCCAUUCCAAAAUCAAAGAUCUUAGAAACAGAAAUGAAUCCAUCGUAUAUUCCUGCUGAAGAGAAACAUGCUUCAUACUGGCAGAAGAGUGCAGCAAACACAAUAAAAGAUAAACUUAAACAAACAACCAACACAAAUAAAGCUAAAAAUGGAAUACUGUUUAUUGGAGACGGUAUGUCUUUGGCAACUGUCAUGGCUGCUAGGACCUUCGGAGGACAGUUAGAAAGGGGACUGGGAGAGGAGAAUGUUCUUGAGUUUGAAAAGUUUCCAGUAACAGGUCUUGCAAGAACUUACUGCCUAGACGCCCAAGUACCAGACUCAGCCUGUACAGCCACAUCGUACCUGACGGGAGUGAAGACGAAAUAUGGGGUUAUUGGCUUGGAUGGCAACGUUACGAGGGGUUCCUGCUAUUCCCAACUACACAAGGGCAACUGGGUGACGUCGAUUGGUCAGUGGGCUAUUCAGAAUGGAUUGGACGUUGGUCUGGUGACAACCACCCGGGUAACCCACGCCUCGCCAGCUGGUAUGUACGCCCACACUUCAGAACGAAACUGGGAAUCUGAUGCUGACAUACCCAAGGAGUGUCUGACCUUGGGUUGCAGGGAUAUCGCCUACCAACUCAUCAUGAAUAAUCCUGGACGACAGUUUAAGGUAAUAAUGGGUGGUGGUAGACGCGAAAUGCUGCCAAAUAUAACUUCACCACUCGCCAACUAUACUGGAAAACGUAACGAUGGCCUCGACCUAACUGACAUGUGGCAUGUAGACAAACUGGAGAAGAACGCCACUCAUCAAUACGUCACUGACAGAAAUGAGCUGAUGAAGGUUUACAACUCUGACGAUAUUCCUGAGUACCUUCUUGGUCUCUUCAACAAUGAUCAUCUUGAAUAUCACCUGAAAGCUGACGACCAACCAACUCUUGAAGAAAUGGUGGAAGUUGCGAUCAAGAUGCUGAGUAGAAGUGAAAGAGGCUAUUUUCUAUUUGUAGAAGGUGGCAGAAUAGAUCACGCUCAUCACGAUAGUCUAGCUCAUCUUGCUCUCGACGAAACUGUAGAAUAUUCCAAAGCUGUCAAAAAAGCAAUGGAAAUGACUAAAGAAGAGGACACUCUGUUGGUUGUUAGUUCAGACCACGCGCAUACAAUGACUGUCGCCGGCUACCCUUCACGUGGUAACGAUAUCCUUGGUGUGGUGGAUACUACGAUGGCUCUAGAUGGUAAACCUUACACCACCAUAAGCUAUGCAAAUGGUAAAGCCACUUCAUUUGAUGAAAGAGGGAGAAUAGAUGUAACUUUACACAGUCAGUUUUCAAAUCGUGAUCUUGACUACUCUUACCCCAGUUUAGUACCUUUGGACUCGGAAACUCAUGGUGGAGAAGAUGUUGCUGUGUUCGCUCGAGGACCUUGGCAGCACCUCUUCACGGCUAGUUACGAGCAGACCCUUGUGCCCCAUUUAAUGGCAUACGCCAUGUGCCUGACUGACGACAAACACGCGAACUGCAUACAAAAGAAGCAAAGAUCAUUUUGGACAACAGGCGGUAGCGUAAAAAAUAAACCAAAUAAGUAUUAUAUUGGAAUUUUGAUGGCUGUGAUUUUUAAGCUUAGAUUUUAAUGUACUUAAUGUUAUUUUAGCUUGGAACAAAGUUCUUAUUGUAGAUGAAAGUAAAAUGACCCGAAAUACAAAUGUAACGAAUUUAUCGUGAUUGAAACUUUUUAUGACAGAAAUACGGACGAGUAAAAAAAGAAGGACUCCGCGCCGUGAUAUUAGCAAGUGAAGCACCGUUAUGCUAGUGUGUGUGCGGGGAAUACUAGUUACACAAUUUUUUCUCCCUUAAAUAAUCAUAUAUGGCCACAUAUACUUAUAUAGUACCGUUUUCACACUUUUACACAAUGCACGACGGCAUUUUUAAAAUAUUUUAUUGAGACGCAAACUGAUCUGUCACAGAUGAUGACAAUUCUCAUAAUGGCCGCCUAUCGGCCUGUAGUAGUGUAAGUAUGUGCGUGGGGCUACGUAUUUACACGUUAAUCGGCUUGUUUUGGUGCUACACUGUUACGUAAGGUGACACGGAGUCUUAAUUUUUUUACAAGUCCGUGGACAGAUAUAGUUUUACAAUUUACUUUGAUGUUAUUUGAAACAGGUCAGUCUUGAAUAGCCUUUGCUUAUCUUUAAUUUUUUGCUUGCAGAUCUUAAUCUUUUUUUUUAUAUUUAGAUAAUUCUUUUAUUCAUUUUUAAUUUUGCCCUAACGCAAGAACGGAAUAAAUCUAAAUAAAAAGGUACUAGAAGUAUCAUGGCCAAAGAAACCAUAGGAGACUUAUAUAAAUAUAUCGAAACGAAAUGUGUGUAUUUCGUUACAUAAGUAUCUCCAUGCGGAAAAUCGGCCUCAACCUGCAAUUAUACAAAAAAAAACUGGUCCCGCAAGUAAUAAGCACUUCUAAAAUUAUCAUCACUUAUAACAUUUGUAUUACCUUAUUAUUUAGAUUUCUCUGAAAAAAAUCUAAACCGUUAACAAUCAAACAGUUUGAUAUCAAAAGCGGAGUGUAUGUUUUUGAUAUCAAACUGUUCUUUAAAAGGUACCAAUCAACACCGACUUUUUCAGUCUGAAACUUGUUAGUAUAAAAUCUACUGAAAUUUUAACGUAAAUAUGUUCGAAAUCACUUACUUUACCUUUAAAAGUAUUAUAAUUAUUAAUGUAUUAACAUAAGAUGAAUUGUAAAAUGCUUCGGUUUUUCAUCGUAAUUUAUUAGCACUUUUGUAAAAUAUUAGUAUACUUAGAUAAUAUUAUGUUAUUUUUUAAAACGGACUGGCUCUUUUUGUUUUGAACGAUUGGUUGGCAGCUAGUGAAACUACUGGGCCGAUGAGGCUUAAAAUCUUGUCUCAAUGUGACUCGUGUCAUUGCCAUGCCGUUCAGAAUUUUGGCUCUAAUCGAGAAUCCAGCGCGAAUUCUUAAUGGCCAGGUCGUAUCACUCUUGCCUCGUCUACAGACAUUUUUCUUUGUUUAUAUUAAAUGAGACAUCAAGAAUUAUUUCGUAAAAUAUGCUCCCUGUUGUUAUUAUGUAAUUGUUUUACAUUAGAACUGAUAAAACACGCGUCAAUAAUUUCUCUCAUUGAAAAUAUGUCCAUACAAAACUAAUAUUAGAAAUAAAAAUAAUCAUGGGUCUCAAAUCAAAAUAAAAACUAUUCUAUCUCUCAUUUUGGACUAAACUGCAUUCCAUGGAGUAAUAAUUAAAAUCCGUUCAUUAGUUUAGGAGUUCACUGGAAACAAACAUCAGGACACUGGAUUUAUUUAAAUAAAGAAAAUUUGUACGAGGUCAAUAAAGCAAAUGAAAAG
This is a messenger RNA of Leptidea sinapis, 3470 nucleotides long. Its product is annotated as membrane-bound alkaline phosphatase-like. The transcript is spliced from 8 exons. The record is from RefSeq and is a predicted model, not a curated record. Lineage: Eukaryota; Metazoa; Arthropoda; Insecta; Lepidoptera; Pieridae. The coding region runs from base 86 to 1753 and encodes 555 amino acids. Gene Ontology annotation, molecular function: alkaline phosphatase activity. Gene Ontology annotation, biological process: dephosphorylation.